Molecule: messenger RNA, 2228 nt
Organism: Marmota flaviventris (yellow-bellied marmot)
Lineage: Eukaryota; Metazoa; Chordata; Mammalia; Rodentia; Sciuridae
Gene: Slc5a8
Product: solute carrier family 5 member 8
Biological process (GO): propanoate transmembrane transport; sodium ion transport
Cellular component (GO): extracellular exosome; membrane
Molecular function (GO): organic acid:sodium symporter activity
Source: RefSeq, a predicted model, not a curated record
GUGGAUUCGCUGGACGCGGCAGGGCAGGAGGCUCCAGUUCUCACCUGCCCGAGUUCCCUGGUGCGUUGGCUGUCCUGGCCACCCGGUCGCGCACCUGGAGAGCGCUCAGCGCUGUGGGCAGAUUCCCCAAGUCGCAGACUUCGGGACGCAGCUCGCAGUGGAGAGUGCUGGGACCAUUACCAGCUGGUACCUCCGCUUACCUUCUUAUCUGCUCUAAGGCUCCGGACUGCGGGAGACACCUGGAGGACGCCUCUAACCGCCCUAGGACACCACGCCCGCGGCGCCCAGGAAAUAGAAGCGAGCGCCGCCGGCAGCUGAGCUAAAACGCUGGGCGCGGGCUGCGCGUCGCGGGGCCACCAGUUUCCGCGCAGAGCGCUGGCCACCGCCAAGCCAUGGGCGCGCAGCGGGACAUUGGCACCUUCGUGGUGUGGGACUACGUGGUCUUCGCCGGCAUGCUGCUCAUCUCUGCCGCCAUCGGCAUCUACUACGCCUUCGCGGGGGGCGGCCAGCAGACCUCCAAGGACUUUCUGAUGGGCGGCCGCAGAAUGACCGCCGUGCCCGUGGCGCUGUCCCUCUCCGCCAGUUUCAUGUCAGCUGUCACGGUCCUGGGCACCCCCGCAGAGAUCUACCGUUUUGGGAUCAUGUACAGCAUCUUCGCCAUCACCUAUUUCUUUGUGGUGGUCAUCAGCGCAGAGGUCUUCCUGCCGGUGUUCUACAAACUGGGGAUUACCAGCACUUACGAGUAUUUAGAACUUCGAUUUAACAGAUGUGUUCGACUUUGUGGAACAGUCCUCUUCAUUGUUCAAACAAUCCUUUAUACUGGAAUUGUUAUUUAUGCUCCUGCCCUGGCUUUGAAUCAAGUCACAGGAUUUGAUCUGUGGGGUGCGGUAGUGGCAACUGGGGUGGUCUGCACAUUCUACUGCACGCUGGGUGGUCUUAAAGCAGUUAUCUGGACAGAUGUUUUUCAAGUUGGAAUCAUGAUAGCUGGAUUUGCAUCUGUGAUUAUACAGUCUGCAGUGAUUCAAGGUGGCAUCAAUGGGAUUUUAAAUGAUGCCUAUAAUGGUGGAAGAUUAAACUUCUGGAACUUUAAUCCUAACCCUCUGCAAAGACACACGUUCUGGACAAUUAUUAUAGGAGGGACUUUCACAUGGACCAGCAUCUACGGUAUCAACCAGUCACAAGUACAGAGAUACAUUUCCUGUAAAAGCAGAUUCCAGGCAAAGCUGUCUCUCUACAUCAAUCUUGUGGGACUCUGGAUAAUCCUCGUCUGCUCAGUAUUUUGUGGGCUUGCCCUGUAUUCCAGGUACCAUGACUGUGACCCUUGGACAGCCAAGAAAGUGUCUGCAGCAGACCAGCUCAUGCCUUAUCUGGUACUGGAUAUUCUGCGAGAUUAUCCGGGAGUUCCUGGACUUUUUGUGGCCUGUGCUUACAGUGGAACACUGAGCACAGUGUCUUCCAGCAUUAAUGCCUUAGCAGCUGUAACUGUGGAAGAUCUGAUCAAGCCUCGCUUCCAGUCACUCUCAGAAAGGUCUCUGUCUUGGAUUUCCCAAGGAAUGAGUGUGCUGUAUGGGGCUCUGUGUAUUGGAAUGGCUGCUCUGGCGUCACUCAUGGGAACUUUGUUACAGGCAGCGCUCAGCAUAUUUGGCAUGGUUGGUGGACCACUGUUGGGCUUGUUUUCUUUGGGCAUUUUGGUUCCCUUUGCCAACUCAAUUGGAGCACUUUUGGGCCUCUUGGCUGGAUUUGCCAUUUCCUUAUGGGUUGGAGUUGGAGCUCAACUUUAUCCUCCACUUCCUGAGAGAACUCUGCCAUUACCUCUGGAAAUCUAUGGCUGCAACAGCACGUACAAUAGGACAGAUUUGAUGACAGCCACUGCAAUGCCAUUUUCUACAAGUGCUUUUCAAGUACACAACAUUGAAAGGACUCCACUAAUGGAUAAUUGGUAUUCUUUAUCAUAUCUGUACUUCAGCACUCUUGGAACUUUGACAACGAUAAUUGUGGGGAUGCUUAUCAGUUUAUCAACAGGGGGAAGAAAACAGAACUUAGACCCCAGAUUCUUACUAACCAAACAGGACUUUUUAUCCAAUUUUGAUAUUUUUAAAAAAAAGCAGCAUGAUAUAAGCUAUAAAUCUCAUCCAGUGGAGGACCUUGGAACUGAUAAUCCUGCCUUCAACCAUAUUGAAUUGAAUUUCACAGAUCAGAGGGGCAAGGUCAAUGGGACUCGCUUGUGA